AUGUCAGCUGAUAAAUCUAUUCGUCAAUAUUUUCAUCAAUUAACUAAUGGUUGUGGAAAUAAUCAAUGUUCAAAUGUGUAUUGUCGAUCAUGUUCAACAUGUGAAUAUGAUGAAAAAAUGUUAAAUGAUCCAAAUAAAGUAGCUGCUGAAGCCAUUCGACUUUGUGGUAAACAUGCACAAUUAUGUAUUGAUAAAAAUAUGUUAAAAACGAAUAUAGAAGAAAUAAAAAUAAGAAAUUUAACAGAAGAUUAUCUUCAUGAAUUAAUUGAACAAUGUCAAAAAACAGCUGAUUGGAAUUUAUUAAGAGACGAAAUUGAUAUCAUAUUUUCUAAUCGAUUAAAUUUAUCAACUAGUUUUUUAAAAAAAGAAUUCUUAGAAAAUAUAUCAAUUAAGAAAGAAUCUUCUUCAAAUAGUACAACAUCAAAAAGUUUGUUUAUAAAUGAUCCACGUAUUACAUUGGACAAUGAUGAAAUUACAUUAGAUAUUGAUAUUAUGAAACGUUCGAUAAAAUUAUUAGUUUUAUAUGACGAUGAAAUAUCUUCAACAAUUCAUACAUCAUUAGAUAUAUUAUUAAAUGAAUUAUAUUGUGAAUUAAAAUCAUCGAAACAAAAUGAACUUGAAAUGGACGCAAAUUUUUUUAAUUUAUUUUUUAUUAUUUUUGAAUUAUCAUUUCUUUCUGAUCCAAUUUUUCUCUUUGACAUUGCUCGAUUAUUUUAUUCAAUUUUGACAAAUUUAUCUAUUGAAGCACAAGCAAAAUUUGUACGUCUUCUAUCGAAACACGCAACAAAUCUGACUGAUUAUAUUUCACAUGUACAACAAUAUAUUACAAUGCAUACUUUACGUUGGUGUGAUCAUACAGAUAUUAAGUCCGACAGUGAAGAACUUCUAUCAAGUGAACCAGGGAUGAAAGAAGGACUCGAUGUAUUACGUAUGCUAUUCUAUGCUAAUCUUUUGCGUGGUAAACGUGAUACAUUGAAUAUUAUAGAAACUGAAUAUGACAAUGAGGCAAAAAUGGAAAUUGAAUUAGUUAAACGUCGUCAACGACGUACUGAUGAUACUAAUAAUAGUGAAAAUCCAACGACAAACGAACAACAAUCGACUGGUGAAAGUACCACAGAAGCCUCAGCAACUUCGACAACUACAUCAAGAACACGUAGAUCAACAAAUGCAAAUAGUGAUAGUGAAUCUCCCUAUGAAAAUAAAUUGCAAUUAAAACUUGAUAUUGAACCAAAUGAAUAUCGACAUGGUCAAUAUUCAUUUGAUACAUUUGUUAAUGAAUUUGCCAAUGAAAAGGUCGAAAUAAGAAAAGAAUAUUUAGAUUUUAUUCAAAAACCAUUAAAUAUUACUGAAUUUUCAUUUAUUUUCUAUCCAUUUUUUCUAUCGACAAUAAAUAAAAUAGCAUUACUUAAUAUUGAAAAUAAAGCACGAAUGUAUUUUCAACGACGUUCAGUACUUAUGCAUAAUAUAUUUAGUAUGAUUCCUAUAAAUCCUUAUUUUAAAUUAUGUGUUCGUCGUGAUCAUUUAAUCGAAGAUGCUCUAAUUUCGCUCGAAUAUCAAGGUAUUGAACAACCAUAUGAACUUAAAAAACAAUUAUUUAUCGAAUUCGAAGGUGAACAAGGUCUUGAUGAAGGUGGAUUAUCAAAAGAAUUCUUUCAACUUAUCACUGAAAAAAUCUUCGGUCCCGAAUAUGCUAUGUUUAUGACAAAUGAAGAAACAAAUUGUUUAUGGUUUAAUCCAUCAGCUGCGGAAGAUCUUGAUCGUGAAUAUACAUUGAUAGGUAUAUUAUUAGGUUUAGCUAUAUAUAAUUCAAUUAUUCUUGAUAUUAAAUUUCCACCUGUUAUUUAUCGUAAAUUAAUGGGUAAAAUUGGUACGUUUGAAGAUCUUGAAACAUCACAUCCGACAAUAUAUAGUAGUUUAAAAAAACUAUUAACAUUUGAUGAAGAAAAAGAAGGUAUGACUAUUGAAGAUGCAUUUGGUUUAACAUUUCAAGUUGCUAUUACUGAUGUAUGGGGUUCACAAAUAAUAUUUGAUUUAAAAGAAAAUGGUGCAGCAAUAUCAGUUACAAAUAUUAAUCGAGAGGAAUUUGUUCGUCUUUAUAGCGAUCUUUUAUUAAAUAAAAGUAUCGAAAAACAAUUUCAUCCUUUCUUUCAUGGAUUCUUAUUGGUAACACGUGAUAGCUCAUUACGAAAAUUAUUUCGACCCGAUGAAAUUGAAUUACUUGUUGCUGGUAGUCAAUUACUUGAUUUUAAUCAACUUGCUUCAGCUGCUACUUAUGAUGGUGGUUAUACAAAAGAUAGUCCAACAAUUCAAAAUUUUUGGAAAGUCUUAAUGAAUUUUACUGAUGAACAAAAACGAAAAUUUCUACGAUUUACUACUGGUAGUGAUCGUGCUCCUAUUGGUGGUUUAGUUAGAUUAAAACUAAUUAUAUCUCGUAAUGGUCCUGAUGCCGAUCGUCUGCCAACUUCUCAUACAUGUUUCAAUGCUCUUCUUCUGCCUGAUUAUUCAUCAAUUGAGAAAUUACGAGAAAAACUUUCUAUUGCAAUUGAUAAUGCCGAAGGAUUUGGAUUACGCUAA
Molecule: messenger RNA, 2574 nt
Organism: Adineta steineri
Lineage: Eukaryota; Metazoa; Rotifera; Eurotatoria; Adinetida; Adinetidae
Source: the annotation of a GenBank genome assembly